AUGGCCCAAAGAGUUUCGAUCGAGUCACCCAGUGGGAUGGAGGCACAACUGGACGAAAAGCCUGGCCAUGCUGUUGCCACUGUUACGACCCCCUCCGUGAGUGACGAGAGCGAAGAUGGGCGCAGCACGCACAUCCCACUCAAAAUGAAGCUCCUCUCCGUGGUUAUGGUCAGCGCCAUCGGGUUUGGUGCCCAUUGGAGCAGCGGAGUAACUGGAGCAAUGAAGAGCACCGUAAAGAAGCAACUGCACAUUAACAACGCGCAAUUCUCGGUUCUGGAAGCAAGCGAGGACUUUAUGGUCACGGCGCUUAUGCUUGUGAGUGGGCUUGUCACUGAUCGUCUCGGUGGCGCAAGUGCGAUGCUCUGGGGCAAUGCCAUCUUCAGUGUCGGGUCCAUUUUCAUCGCCGCUGCGACCACCGUCCGAUCGUACAAGUUCAUGAUAUUCGGUACUGUCGUGAAAGCUCUAGGAGACAUUGCAACUCAGGUUGCUCAGUAUAAAAUCUUCAGUUCUUGGUUCGCACCGUCCAAUGGAUUCGCAUCAACGUUGGCGUUGGAGCUCGGCAUUGGCAAGAUCGGGUCUUUCGUUGGCAAGGCGACAGCAAAUGUUAUUGCAAAGAAAACUGGCGAUUUCAUGUGGGUGUACUGGACCGCUGUGUUCAUGAACCUUUUCACCAACGUUAUGACACUCAUCUUUUGGUUCUUCACCAGGUGGUGCCGGAAGACCUAUGCAGGAACUACUGAUCCUGCAACGGGAGAAAAACUAACGGAAAAUAACAAGAAAUUUGAACUCGGCAAGAUGUUACGUCUUCCUUGGACCUUCUGGAGUAUCAUUGCCUUCACGACGUUUCAGACGAGCGCUGCUAUCGUCUACUCGCAGAAUGCCACCGAGAUGGCCGAACAGCGAUUUGAUAUUGAUGCUGUUACCGCAGGUUGGUAUGCUGCUAUGUCGCAAUACCUUGGCUUCUUUCUAGUACCACUUCUCGGAAUUUUUAUCGACCUUCUUGGCAACCGCAUCAGUGUGAUGGUAGUCUGCGCCGCCGGCAUGCUUCUAUCCAUGUGUUUAGCUGCGUGGGGUCCUACCAUAGGAGGUACUGCAGCUUCGUUCGGUGUAUUUGCGUUUGCAUCUUCUCUUGGGCCCACGGUAAUCAUCGAUAGCAUACGCACCAGCAUGUGGUAUCAGGAAGUCUUUGGCACUGGCUAUGCCAUUAAAAUCACAAUCAACAACUGCAUGAAUAUCAUUAUUCGCAUCAUUACUGGCGUCAUCCAGGAUAGGGACAAGAACUCGUACGACAAUGUUGUUAUAGUCUAUGUUGUCCAAACAGCCGGCGCUGUGGUGGUGGCUGGAAGUUUGUUCGCGCUCAGUUUCUGGAGUACGGACUUACGUAUCUUGCAAUUCACGAAGAAACAGAGAAUGGCAAACGGAGAACUCAUCAACGACCGGCGAGAGAAAUUCGAGACAGGGAAGGCCGGAGAACGAAAUCGAAAAUUGAGCCUAGGUCUGUUCAUUGCAAUGAUAUUCAUGAUUCUUGGGGCUUGGUGUGCGUAUUUCUGGGGUGUCGCAACCGGGAAUAAUUCAUAA
This is a messenger RNA of Aaosphaeria arxii CBS 175.79, 1578 nucleotides long. Its product is annotated as MFS general substrate transporter. The record is from RefSeq and is a predicted model, not a curated record. The transcript is spliced from 3 exons. Lineage: Eukaryota; Fungi; Ascomycota; Dothideomycetes; Pleosporales. Gene Ontology annotation, molecular function: transmembrane transporter activity. Gene Ontology annotation, biological process: transmembrane transport. The coding region runs from base 1 to 1578 and encodes 525 amino acids.